Bradysia coprophila is the source of this 3826-nucleotide messenger RNA. It is a transcript of the gene mus301, whose product is annotated as mutagen-sensitive 301. Gene Ontology annotation, molecular function: ATP binding; nucleic acid binding. NCBI's taxonomy places the organism in Eukaryota, Metazoa, Arthropoda, Insecta, Diptera, Sciaridae. The record is from RefSeq and is a predicted model, not a curated record.
GUUGGUGAUUUCAUUGUUUUGAUUUAUACAAUUUGAUGCAAUUUCAAAGAAUGUUUUUUUGUAGAGCUACACAUCAACGAAUUUUGUUUAAAUGUUAAUGAGUAGUGUAAUUAGCAGUGUCUAGAAUGGUAUAGUAAUUCCAUAAAACAUGUACAAAGCAAAAACUAUAUUCAAGGUCCCUGAAUCCCGUCCACCAACCGUAUUGUGCAAUAAAACCAUCAAUAAUGCUUCCGAAGUCAGCGUGGACAGUCACAAGCAAAUGCUUGACUUGGACGACACCGUAUUCCUAAAUGUUUCGCUUGAAAGUGCCGAUUCGCCCAUCAAUGAAACCGACAUCAAUCUCUCGUCAUUCGAUAGUCCUGACGUCAAUCUGAAUACCGCACUUAUUAUUCCCCAUUCUCUGAAGCGGAAAUCUUCCGAGGGAAUCGCACCCACAUGCAAGAAACGUUUGUUAGACGACGUUUCUUUCGACGAAACGUUCGUUUCUGACACUGAACUCUUGCAAAUCCAAUCCGGCCAAAUACAGCCAAUCGAAUCACGUCCCUGUUCGUUCGAACGGUACUCGCAACUUUACUUCAGCAGUCAAUUCGAACAGGUCGAAAAUGUCACGGAUGAAGACGUUCGAAAUGAAACACAAAUCGAUCAAAGCUGCUCGACCGUCACGAAAUUAAAUCUAACACAAAUGUUCAACGAUGACUUUGAGAACGAUAUUCAAGACAUGGACGUGCCAUGCAAUCAAACUCAAAUGUUUCUGGACACAGUGAAAGCAAUUGGACAAGUUCCCAAAGAUCCCACACAGAAACUGGAAGAACUCGAUGGCACGAUGUACAAAAGUAAAAACGGAAAUAUUUACAUUCAGCUGCAACGGUCGAUGGAGGCCAAAAAUGAGACGAAUGUAAUCGAUGAUGAUUAUGUGGAUGCGGAACUGUCUCAAGCGAUUAAGUCGUCUCAAUAUCUUAGGGAAAUUGAGGAUGACUUUGCAAAGUGUGAGAAGACCAUCUGCAACAUAGGCAAUUUGAAUGAAAGCGAUCGAUCAAUUUUAAAUGAAAACAGUCCGUCGGCUGACAUAGACGUCGCAUUGAACAAGAGUGAUGAGGCUUUACAUGGACUGAGUAACAUGUCAGCAAUCAAUUGGAACAGUCCAAUGGUUCGUGCUUCACAAGACACCCCCAAGUCGUCGUUUAUCAAAACUCGGCUGGCAAUGAGCUCGAAAAAUCGACAAAAUGUGCAGACAACACCGAAAUCCAUUGUAACAACCAAAUUCAGUCCGAUGGGUAGCUACUAUGGACUGCCGACCACCGUAAAGUCUUUGAUCAAGGACUACAAAGGAAUCGACGAGUUAUAUGACUGGCAAAAUGAAUGCCUAACUCUUCCGGCGGUGUCGCUUCGCCGAAAUUUGAUAUACGCCUUGCCAACGAGCGGAGGCAAAACUCUAGUCGCUGAAAUAUUAAUUCUAAGAGAAGUCAUUUGUCGCCGGACGAACUGCCUGUUCAUUCUUCCAUACGUGUCCAUCGUGCAAGAGAAAAUCUGGGCCCUAUCACCGUUUGCGGUGCAAUUGGAGUUCUUGCUUGAAGAGUAUGCAGCUGGCAAAGGACAAUUGCCGCCGAGAAAGAGACGCCAGAAAAAAUCCGUUUACAUUGCAACCAUUGAGAAGGGCUUGGCAUUGUUGGACAGUCUGAUCGAAGUUGGUCGUGCGAACGAGAUAGGACUAAUUGUUGUCGAUGAGCUACACAUUAUCGGAGAGCCGGGACGAGGUGCAACUUUGGAAACAUUAUUAACGAAAGCUAUGUUUAUCAACGCUGGAAUACAAAUAGUCGGAAUGAGCGCUACGAUCGGCAACCUGAGCGAAAUCGGUAAAUUUCUUAACGCAGACAUUUACACAAGAAACUUCCGUCCCGUCGAAUUGAAAGAGUAUGUCAAAUGCGGAUCUGAUAUCUUAUCGGUGAAUCCCAAUGCACCAUCGCCAGAAGAAGCAUUCACAACGGAACGAACGGUCGAUUAUGGGUAUAGUGAAGAUGUGCUGCGUAGAGAUCCUGAUCACUUAGGCGGCUUAGUCAAUGAAAUCAUUCCAGAUGAUUCCGUCCUUGUCUUCUGUUCGUCGAAGAAAAAUUGUGAAAAUGUGGCGCUGCUGCUAUGUCGCGUGUUGCCCAGGAAAUCCGUUAAUCAUCGUCAAGAAGAGAGAAAUGAAUUGAAGGCAGCGCUCCAAGGCGAAAAUGGAGCAAUGUGUCCGAUUCUGGCACAAACGAUUCCGUAUGGUAUAGCAUAUCAUCACUCAGGUUUGACGACUGACGAACGCCGCAAUCUCGAAAGUGCGUUCCGUCAAAACAUUAUCUGUGUGAUAUGUUGUACAUCAACGUUGGCAGCUGGCGUUAACUUGCCAGCGAAACGUGUCAUUAUUCGUUCGCCAUACAUUGGGCGCGAUUUUCUCACCCUUAGUCGGUACAAGCAAAUGGUAGGCAGAGCCGGUCGAGCUGGAAUGGGUGACUGUGGGGAGAGCAUAACCAUCUUUGAGCCGAAAGAUUAUUCCCGUUUGAUUCAUUUACUCACCGCUCCAAUGGAUGAAGCUGCGAGUGGCCUGCAUUUAUCUGCCUGCAAAGGACUCACCGGUCUGAUUCUCAGUUCAAUUGGUCUCGGUAUAGCGGUUUGCCAAAAAGAUCUGCAUCAGUUGAUAUCGAGAACAUUGCUGGCGGUGCAGGCCGAACGUUUGGGUCUGGACAUCGAGGAAAUGACCAAUCAGAUUAUCCGAGAUUUAUUUAAAUUGAAAGCCCUCACCGCAACAAGUGCGACGUCUCAACUAAAACCGUUGACUGAAUCGAACGCGACGGCUCAAUUGAGUUCCAGUAGCGUUGAAUUUCAAAACAGUGGCGUAUUCGUUGACGAUGAACCGGCUCUAAACACAACGAAAGUCAUGCAAAAACUUGUCCUCAAGCCGUCCACCAAGUUAACUAUCAGUCGAAUGGGGAAAGCAUCGUUCAAAUCUUGUAUCGAUCUGCAAAAGUCCAAGAUCAUUUACAACGAUCUGAUGGAGGCGCAAAAGAGUCUCGUACUGACGGACCAUUUACAUUUAUUGUACAUUGUAACGCCAUACGAACCAGCCGACAUCAAUGUGACAAUAGACAUGACGGUCUAUUACAAUCAGUACUCCAAAUUGACUCCAGUUCAAUUACAAACCGCCAAAGCAUUGGGCAUCAACGAAUCGUGUGCAGUGAGAAUGGUGACGGGACAGUCGUUCAAGUCUCACAUGACGCGACCAGUACACCGUUUCUUCCUCACACUCAUUCUACACGAACUAUGGCAACAGAAACCCAUCCAUCAAGUGGCCGAUAUGUUUCACGUGAAUCGUGGUGUCGUUCAGAAUCUAGCCACAGCAGCAGCAUCGUACUCCAGCAGUGUGAUACGGUUCUGUGAAGAACUGGAGGAAUUUUGGGCGUGUAAAGUACUGUUGGGAGCUAUGGUGAAACAGUUGAGCUACUGUUGCACUGUCGAAUUGUUGCCGCUGAUGGACUUGCCAUGUGUGAGAAUUGGAAGAGCACGGCAGCUAUAUUCGAAUGGAUUCAGAUCGUUGGAGGAUGUAGCAAAGUCGACGGUGGGAGAACUAGUCGAUAAAAUUGAGCAUUUGAAUUACAAAGUGGCCAAACAAUUGAUUUCGGCUGCCAAAGUUUUCAUUCUGGAACGAUUGGAAACGCUACGCGGUGAAGUGCACGACUGUCUGGAGGUGCUAACACAGAAACCCAGUUAAAUGAACUUUCAUUUUCUUCCUUUCCUUUAUUUAUUUGUCGCCCUAUCUCUUCUUGUAAAUACACGGCUUCAAGCUGAAUGAACUAAC